Molecule: messenger RNA, 13923 nt
Organism: Ylistrum balloti
Lineage: Eukaryota; Metazoa; Mollusca; Bivalvia; Pectinida; Pectinidae
Exons: 38
Coding region: 1-13923 (4640 amino acids)
Molecular function (GO): calcium ion binding; protein binding
Source: RefSeq, a predicted model, not a curated record
AUGCAUUACAAUAGUCUCGGAACGGUGAAAUACGUUUUAGCAGAUGAUACCAUUAAACUCCACCAAUCUGAUCCCAAGAAUUUACGACCACAUGAUGUAGAAUUGGACAACAGUGCUAGCCUAAAUACAUUGAUGAACGACAGCAUAUUUGUCAAAUUUAAACAAAAUAAAACAACACUUCAAGAAAUUAAUGAGGAAAUGAAAUCGACACUUUUAUGUAUACGAAUCCAUGCCACCAACAAACAUGCAGCGAACAGAACGGCAUGUGUGCGUCACUUCCGGUCCAUGAUCCUUGGUUUACAGGAAGAGGACUACCAAAUGUUAGCCACAAGAGAGUUGGGCAUGGUUUGCGAAAACAACAAUACGAUGUGUGCUGAUCAGCGUUAUCUGUUUAUGGAUAUCAUUGGCGGAAGAGGAGACCCAUUUUCACAGAAGCUGCUGCUUAGAUAUUUGUCCAUAAACGGAACUUCGAAUGAAAAAGAGGCUUGCAGAAUACUCUUACUUUUCAUUCAUUUGGAAAACCCACUACCGGAAUUAAUCUUGAAGGUGGAAAAUCUUUGUUUUGGAAAGGACAAUGAGUUUCAUGCGAAAUCGGCGCCUUUUCUUCACAAACGAAAGAAAAGAUCCGUUACAGAGGUCGAUAGUCCAAGACUUAACCAUAUCGUCACGAAAUUGGUCUUCAUCAACUCUUUGGGAAAUACAGGAAUGGAGAGAUCUUUGGACCAUAUACUCUCAUAUCUACAACCAAACCAAGGAGCAUCUGCCUGGAGGCGCGCAGCUGUCCUUAGCUUGCGACACUACAAGUGUAACAAAAGUGCCAAUGCCCUUCUACAUACUGCCUUGUACGAUGAACAUGACCUUGUGAAAGAAAUCUCUUUGAAAGCGUUUUCCCAACAUCCUAGAGGACGGAUUCUACAGCCUGAACAUCAUGAAAUGGUUCUAACACGAAACUACUCGUACCCAGCUUUGAUGAGGCUGAAACGUGGAAUCAUUGAUAUAGACCUUACGGGUGGGUUCCGAAUAGCCAUAACGAUACCUGGCAUAAAUUGGGAAAAAACUAUCGGAUCAUCCGACAUUGGAGCCGGUUUCGGCCUCAACAUCAGAAACAGGAUGGAAUUAGAACUAAAGCCACUUCAAGGUCAUUUUCUCAUAGACACUUACAACAAAGCCUUUGUAGAGGCUUAUUGUGGUCUCCUGAAUAAACAUGUUGACAUCUUUAAGGCCUUAGUAUGUUUUCAAGGUCACAUCGGCUAUGACUUAAAUGUCCUCAAGGAUUUCGGCAUAAACAACGUCAAAGACUUGGUGAAUAUUUUUGACACCAUCAUGAAAAACACUGUAGACCCAAUCAAAAAAGCAGUCAACAACUUUAAACACAUGGUACAGACAUUCAGGGAUGGAGGAAUUCAAAAGAUGUUUAAUAGUCUUGUUCUGGCAGUGAAGAAUUUACCACAAGUAAUUAAGUCCGCUGCAGACAAGUUUGUAGCACUUAUGCGGAAGGUGGCCGACUUUGGAGGACUACCCUGGCUGGACGAUAUGAAACGACUUGUAGUUCGAGUUAAAACGUUUAUAGAGGACGUCAGGGACGAUAUCAUGGGGUUUUACAAUACGGUCGUCGAUGCAGUCACAGUUACUUUACCAUAUAUAGGAAAGCAGUUCAUGGAUUCCAUUGCCACCAUCGUUUCUGCCACUAAGUCCUUACUCUCCAACCCCUCGCAGGCUAUCAAUGGAAUGACCCAGGCAAUUAUGAACAUCAAAAUGGCAAUAUCCAUGUUCUUAGAUGUCAAGAAUCAAGUACUGGACGCAUGUUUCUUCUUGAAAGGUAAAACACCGUACUGGAUGACCAUUGGUGACGAAGUUAACAACAUAAUAACGGAAGUGAAAGAGCUUAUAGAUCGACUGUCUAGUCCUGGUUCUGACGGAAUACUGGGCUCCACAUCAGAUCUUCUCACCAUGGCGGUAUCCGACGGUAUACAACAUAUGGAAGAGCAAGCGCAUGUGAUAAAAGCCGAACUUAUUGAAGACUUCAAAGAUGCCAUGGGUCCACUUAUGACUUUAUUCGAGGUUGCAAAACCAGUUAUAGACACAUUCCGUUCAAUCAUGGAUGUCGUUCAAGGGAUCAAGUCUACAUAUGAAUUUCUGAGAGAUAUGAUUAUCAAAGCAAAAUCAAUGAUUCAAAAGAUAUUUGGGCCGAAGUUUAAUAUCAAAUUUCCUACACGCCGACGGGAAGAAAAUGCACAAUGUGGUCAAGGUGUUUGGCCUACAACGACUGCGGGAUUGUACAAAACCACAGGAGUGGACGUUCAUCUCAACAGAGGGUCGAAAGUGCGAUGUCCCGUCAAUGGGAUGGUGUACAAAAAAUCGUCAACACGGCUCCUUAUUGAACCAUCGGACGCCGAUUUUGUUCAGUUUGAGAUAGUUCUAGAUAACGUUGAACCUGAUAGAUUUGUUUCCUCAUACGGAACAUAUUUCACAGCAGGUAAAACGAUAGGAAAAGCAGGAAGAUCGAACUGUUCGCCAAAUUUUAUUCACGUAGCUAUGAGGCAAAAAACUGGAGGUGUUGUCUUACCUGACGAGGAAUAUAAUUAUGUGGAUCCGUCACCUUAUCUGGACAGACUUGUGCCGAUACCACAAUGGAUAGAAGAGUGCAAUGAAAUGACAUUGAUAGUCAUGAACCAAGUAAUUGAAGUCGAGGCAUUGGCAAAAGAUGGAGCAGAUAAAGAGAUUGAGGAAGUUGAAAGUAGCAUUGAAGACGAUGAUAUCAACGAGAUGGACCCAACCAAAGAGCCGAAUUACAUACCAGAUAAUGUCGACUCCAGUUCAUCACAGAACGUUGGUAGUGAUUUCCUAAACGGAAUGAAAAAUUCAUUGUCGUCUUUCUCAGAUCUGAAAAACAUGUUUUCUGGAGAAAGUAUGAAAGUUCCAAACAUCCUUGAUAUAAUCGAUCUCAAACAAUAUAUACCACUGUGUUCAUCAGAAGGAUGUCAUCGACAUGUUCAUCAGAUCCUGAACUGGCUACUGAUUUUAGAACAUUGUUGCCCAACUUUUCGCGACGGCCUGAACAAAGGAUUUGGCCAUGUAUGCCAGGCCCACGAAAACUGUCUGGGUUUAUCAUGUGGAUUAAUGCUUCCCUAUGGAUCAGUGUUCAAAAUGGUUUCUGUUGACAUCAGUGUGAGACCUUGUGAUUCGAAACUACAUAUCGCGGUUAAUACAGACAACAACGACAUCAGUCUCGAUGGUCAUGAUUACCAUAUCCCAUUGAUGACAUUAGGGAGUCUAAGUGCCGAACUUAUCGUUAACGCUGACGUCAUUGACAACGCGAUUGUGCUAAGUGCUGAAGCAACCAUUUGUCACGAAGAAUAUCUUUCCUGUCUCGUGAGGACUAAGAUCACAACUGACAUCACGUUCCCCAAAGUCGACGUCUGCGACGAUUCAAGCACUGAUGGAAGAAGAAAGGAUGUGCCUACAUCCGAAAUAGAGAAAAUGACACUAGGGGAUAUGAUACUGGCGAUUUCACAAAACGAUAUCAUGACUCUCAAUGAUAUGGAACUUAUAGGAAAAAUACGAGAUGCUGUCGUAUCUGAGCUUUUCAAGAAUCCGAAAGGUCUUCUGCAGAUCUUAGGGGAGGAAUUUCAAGAUAAAAUGGAUUUCUGUAUUGAUGCGGAUAUUCCUAUAGACCCAUGGGAUAUUACAUUUUUCGAGUUUUCUCAAACAUUCCCAGUUGGGCCUGUUCCAUUGUUUCUAGGUUUCGGAGCCGGAGGAUCAUUGAGCCUGGACAUUAAUUUAGGAGUUUGUUUCCUUAGUAUGAGCGCAAGAGUGACUGUUACUCCUGGUGCUGGGGCCAGUGUUUGGGGGACAGCAGGCAUAAGUUUGGGUUUCGCAAGAGGAGGAAUUCGACUUGUAGGCUAUUUAUUGGAAACGAAAUUUCCUAUCACGGGGAGCAUAGGAUUCAGUAAAUUUCCAUUGGAUGUAACAGCAAAGAUGGACCUUAUUCUUAUCCCCUUGAAGCUUGACCUGAAAGGCGUUGUUGUAUUAUGUCUACCAAACAAGAGUGUCACUAUAUUUGAUGCUAGCAUAUGGUCAUACACAACGCCAACAAUAAAACAUAACAUUUUCACGACGCCUGUCAUUGGUAAGGAUUCUUCCCCGCCUGAGUUUCCCCCCAACUCUGUAACUUCCCGAAGAAAGCGUGAAGGCCCUAAAGGAUGCUUGCUUGAACAAGUGAAGUUCCGAAGUCCUCUUGAUGCCGCAUUUAAGUUAGAAGUAUCUACACUUGACGAAACGAGUCAGGUGAAACUGUUCUAUGCGAUCGGUACACAACGUGGUGGGACAAACGUAGUCGAUUGGACAGAAAUGGGGGGUGCAUCUCUGCUAGUUCCUACUAACGAUUUGCCGAGCGGUAUACCUCUUUAUUGGACUGUCAAGGCAAGAAAUACACAAGGUCUGGAAGCGUAUUCAUAUUGUAUGCUUCCGACUUAUGACACAACAGUUCCAGAUGGCAGAAUCGACCCGUCUUUUGAGUUUUCAAGUCAUCCGAACAAGAUAAGCGGUACAGUGGUAGUAUUCGAUGAUAGCAUAUUGGAACCUUUUCAUGAAAAGGCUGUAGGAUUCACCUCAGGUCAAUAUGGAAGCGAAUUUGUAACGUGGGAUUCACUUGACAUUGACAAGACAACUAUCCGUGACGAAAUAAAUGACGAGCUGAAGUAUUUCAGCGUACCUCGGGACGGAAAAUUGACAGCGCAAAAUUUUAAAACGGCCAAAACACGAACAGCGGUUGAAUGUGCCAAGCUGUGCUUGGAAUAUUCUAUUAAGUGCGUUUCGUUUGACUAUGAAUAUCAUUCCGAAAUAUGCGACAUGCACGAAGUUGUUGAAGGGCCACGAGCUUCGCUACGACUGAGUGGGACAUUCAAGAAUUACGAACGUCUCGGAGUUGGACAUAGUUCUUACAUCCUUUAUGAAAACUUACCCUUACAGCAUGCAACUGUUUAUUACAUAAAUGCUAAAGUGACUAACGCGAUGGGGUACACAGCUUACAUCACAUCUGUUGGUACAACAGUAGACUUUACGCCACCAUCACCAGGUCACCUAGGACCAGCAGCACAAGUCACUAUGGAAGCAAGUCAGUGUUCAGCAGCCGUGACUCAGAGAUGUGUUGAAGUCACAUGGAAAGAAAACCAUAAGGUGAUAGUUGAUGACGAGGAAUCAAGCACCGUGUUUAAUGGGCUUAAACCACUACAGGAUGAAAUUUACACAAUAAAUAAUCACAUUGCCUCAGUCAACUUUGAUGGUUUCCAUGACGACGAGAGCGGUAUUUCGGGAUAUACCUGGAUGGUGGGACAAACUGUAUGUACUCAGGACAUUGUAGAGGAGUCUGAUCCACAUAAACAUCACUCUAGUGAGAAAUAUUGGACACACAACGGUUACGAGAAGAACCUGCACCUUCAGGAUGGUCCUUAUUACGUCACUGUUAGAGCUCUCAACAACAUUGUCUUCGGCGGUGCACUUGUUACAACAGUGUGUCACAGUACGCCAUUUACUGUCGAUACAACAGCUCCAAUAUUUACCAAAGUCCUGGACAUAUUCUACGACGAAGAUUUUGACCUUCUGGCGGUCUACUUCAAUGCUUCGGACCCACUUUCCCAUCUUGCAAGAGUAGACUUUGGACUUGGCAAAACAAAACAUGAUGUCACAAUUCGUGGAUAUGAAUUGCAGACUUAUGUCACAAGGGAAGAACCAUUUGUUGCCGUGGAACAUCUCGGACUUGGUCAUGGAGUCCCGGCUUGGCUACGGCUGAGAGCAGUCAACAACGUGGGACUUCACACCGCACGCCAUGGAGACGAGCAGAUUCUGAUCGACUUGACCCCGCCAAAUGUCGGCGUGGUCCUUGAUGGAGACAAACUAGACACUGACAUUGACUACCAAUUUGACACAUCUACCAUUUGUGCCGAGUGGGUGAGGUUUUACGAUGAGGAGUCCGGCAUCAGAGAUUAUAUCUGGGGUGUUGGUACAGCAAAGGGUGCUGAUGACAUUGUCAAGUUCCACAAUCUGACCCAUCAUUUUAAGCGUUCUUGUGCCGGUGAUUUAGCUCUGAAGCAUAAUACCACCUACUACUCUACAGUGAAUGCUUACAAUGCGGCACUCAACUCCAAAAGUAGUAAUGGAACAUCAGACGGGAUCCUUAUUGAUAUCACUCCGCCUCUACCAGGCAUAAUUUGGGAUGGACCAGUUAAAGGGAAUGAUAUCGAUUUCUCCUCUGAGACGGCUACAAAAUCAUGUAACUGGGAUAAUUUCACUGAUCCGGAAAGUCACAUCGCCAAAUAUGACAUUUCAUUAUACAUCAAUAGAGAACAUAUCCAGACAUUUGAAGUAGUUGACUUAACCCAGUUUACGGAAAGAUCUAUCACGAUGAAUCACCGGGACGAAGUCGAAUUUAUAGUUACCGCAGAGAAUGGAGCCGGUAAGACUGUAGAUGUGACGUCAAAUGGAUUUCUUGUUGACCACACCCCACCCGUAAUGGAUUACAUCCAUGACACAGAGACGGGAACACAUUACCAAAGUUUCAUCGAUUACUUAGAUGUUUCCUGGUUAUUCAAAGAUGAGGAUUCUAAUAUAAAAGAGUAUAGAUAUUUCAUAAAUAAGCAGCAUCAGGGCAGUAAACAUAAAUCGUGGCCUGUUAAUGCCACUUACCAGAUUACAGAUACUUCGAUGAACGACGGACCAGUGAAAUUAAAAAUUGAUCAGCUGAAAUUGGUAAAUGGUGCAAAGUACUCGAUUGUUGUAACAGCCAUUAAUAAUGCUCUUUUGUCGACCUCACACGAAUCUUUCGGAGUAACAGUCGAUGGAACUUCACCGAUAUUGACAAAGGUCCAUAUUGGACUCCCCAAAGAAGACGAAGAAGUGGAUGAGUUAGACAGAAUACUGCAUGUUGAUCCUUCCAUUUUGACUGUAAGUUGGGUUGGCCAAGAUCCGGAAAGUGGAAUCGACCGAGUAUAUUUAGGCAUCGGAACAUCUCAAGGAGAUAUAUCCAUAACUGGGGAAUUCCUGGAGUUUGACGGGAGUGAGAAAAUACUUACAGUGAAUAAUUUGGCCCUAGAAACAUUUUCAGAAACCAAUAGGAUUUAUUACGUUUCUAUAAAAGUCACCAACGGAGCGGGAAUGGUAUCUAACAUUGUCUCAUCAAAACCAAUCAUAGUACUUAAAGCCAACAUUCCAGGUCAAGUAUCUGAUGGCAGACAAGAAUCCGUAGAUGAGGAUUACACUGUAGACAGAUCUUCCUUAGCCGUUACGUUCGCUGGAUUUGAAAGUGAAGCAUGCAAUAUCAUAAAGUAUGAAUGGGCGAUUGGUUCUGAUGCUUAUAUGUCAGAUGUUUUACCGUACACAGGAUAUGGACUGAUGGUACAUAACUCGUCACACGGGCAAGCUCAGAUACAUAUGGAUUUGACAGAGGGAAAAACCUAUUAUGUCACUGUGAGGGCACAUCCUGGACAUAAUUGCCAUGAAGAGUAUAUAGUAUCUUCAUCUGAUGGUAUAAAACUGGACACAUCCCCUCCGGAAAUCAAUUAUAUCGGACCUGAAUUGGAUGAUACACAUUAUGUGCACCAUGACAAUGUCUUUUAUCAAUCCUACGUCGAUUCUUUGGAUAUUGUGUGGAAUGUUUCUGAUCAUUCUGACAUAAAGAUGAUGUCCCUCUCAGCCGGAAGUCUUCCUUACAUGACAGACGUUAUUGCAACUGAAAUAGUUGAUUCAAACGGAACCCCGGUAGGCUUCCUUUCACCUAAAGCUGGUGAAUCCACCUUCUUGACCUUAAGGUCAGAGGAUCGUGCUGGAAAUAACAAACUUAUAAGCACAGAUCCUGUCAUAGCCGAUAUAUCCGCGCCAACGAUCCGAUCUCUGGAAUGCACUGAAGCUGUAUCAACGGAAAGAUCUCUUAUAGCAUGUUCGUGGGAAUUUGUUGUGGAAGAAGAAAGUGUUAUAAAAUCGUUGACAAUAAAAGUCAUUUCACCAUACAACAAUUUAAAAAUUGAACGUAGUAUACCGCAUGGUAGGCGAGAAGUUAUUAUUGAUGUAAAUGACUUUCUGAACGAAACAAAUACAAAAGAAAUAUCCUUGCAUAUGACGAUUUCAAAUGUCCUGAAUCAAAAUACCACUUACGUGCGUACAGUUAUAGUGGACGCUACCCCUCCGUCGUCUGCGAUCGUCAAAGUGGUGACGCAGAUGUCCUCAAAAGAAAUAACAAUUCACCAACGAUGCCAAAUCCCUCAGACGUAUGUGAAUGUAUUAGUAGAAAACCCUGCUGACGAAGAAACUGGUAUUGAAAGGAUAGAAGUCGCAAUUGGCACCACACCUGGACAUAGUGACGUCACGGAUUAUGUAGAUGUUCCUUCGUCUGGAAAAGUCUUCCUUGGAAAUCUAGAUCUCGGUCAUGGAAAGAUAAUUUACGCUACGGCGAUGGUGACAAACAUUGCGGGACUGUCAAAAAUGUUCUACUCGGAUAGUGUAACGGUUAGUGUCCUACCAUUAUUAACUGUUGGUGAUGGUGGUCCUGAAGCAGAUGACGAUUACCAAAGUAAUCUUAAUACAAUUCGUGGAUUCUGGAGAUUCUCUGAUACCUGCCCAAUCGAUAGGGUACAAUGGAAAAUUGAAGAUCUCAUGGGUAACGAUAUUAAAGAUUUUGAAGACGUUGUUCAGAAUGCAAAGACAUUCUAUAACGACGAAUUUAGUCUGAAGAAUGGAUUCACGUACAUUAAUAUUAUCAAGGUGAGGGACGCGUUAAAUAGAACCUUUAUGUCUGCUUCUGAUGGCAUCACCGUCCGUAUAGAGCCACCAAACCCAGCUGAUGUACGAGAUGGUCUGAAUGACGACAUUAACUACCAGCAAAGUGUUAACGAAAUAUCAGCUAACUGGGACGAAUUUGGGGAUGAUACGGGAAAUCCUACGCAGACGAUUCGUCACUAUGAAGUAGCUUUAGGUGAUGACCACCGUUUUCCAAAAACAAGAUCGAAUAUUUACUAUUAUGUGAAUGUCGGAUUGAAUCAAUCUCACACCUUCCGUAACUUAAAUUUGACAUCCGAGGAUGUGACAUAUUACGUAACGGUCAGAGCUACCAGUGUUGCUGGAAGUCAGGAAGAGGCUUUCUCUAAUGGCAUCAAAGUUGGCUUCGAAAAUCAAAUAUAUCCGGGAUUGCUCGAAACUCCAGUAGUUCAAUCAGACGUUUCAAAAAUAGUUGCAUCAUGGACGGAAUUUCAGUCUGAUAUUGGAAUAAGACAAUACCUUGUCGGUGUCUUUGGCAAUCAGGUUCAGUUCAAUUGUACUCAUAACGAAAAUGAGACAUUUCCAUGCGAAACGUUUUAUAAUUCAUUCGGACUAUUUGACGAGAAGCCAAUGUCAACCUACGGACUAGAUACCCUGGUAGAGAUAUCAAAUCUUCAUCUGAAGCACGGUCAUUUCUACUUCGUAAGUGUUUUAGCUGUCAGCGAGGCUGACAUGUGUCGUUUAGUUACGUCAUCGCCUAUUUUGAUUGAUACCACUCCGCCAGAUGCUGCGUCCGUACUUUUGCAUGUUGGUAAUGUAGCUGACGACAGAAAAGACGACAUAUUUGUCGACAAUACUGAUAUACUUGAGGUCGCGUGGGAGAACUUUACUGAAUAUGAGAGUAGUAUCGAUACUUUUGAGGUGACAUUAUACCAAAUGACUGACUGUAAGUCGAAAACUGUUUCACCGGAGUUCAAGGUUGAUUCAGUUUUAGUUACAGGCGAUACUAAAGCAACAAUGUAUCAAUUGUCAUUAUUUCCUAAAGUGUUCUAUUUCCUAGAAGUAACUGCCUUAAACACAGCUGGUCUAACCUCUUCGAUCAUUAGCUCGAGAUUCCGCUUAGAUCAAUCCGCUCCAUUCAUAGGUGAUGUAAAAAUAGCCCCAAACUGGUUCACUACUUCCACAUUUCAAUCCUCGAAAGAAACAAUCACUGCAUGGAUUGGUAUUUCAAGAUCACAUGAGGUAUUUGUUUGUGCGAACCAGAGAGUAAGCUUUCCAGUCCAAUUAUCAAAUGCCAUAUCAUGGGAAAAGAUGACCGGUUCAUAUAAUCCGGAAUUCGUGGAAUUCACCAAUACCAAAGCUAAGCUUAUUAUAGGCUAUAACACGGCCCAAACUAAGUUCAUGAGAAGUGGAAUGAAAAGCACACCGAUCCCGGUGCUGCCUGGGAAUUAUACGGUAUCCCUUAAGGCGGCUAGAGGCAUUAAUGUCAUAUCAAUAAUUUCAUUUGGUUCAGAAUCUCAACUUUUCCCAAAGAAUUACACUCCGCCACACAGAACAACCAUUGGUGGAGUGAUCUUCAACAUGACAUUACAAGAGGAGGUUUCAGAAAUAGAAAUCAACUCUUCUACCACACAAAUCCCAAUGAUUUCAACGACUACGUUCUCCUCCUCGACCUUUAUAACUGAAAACCCUACUCCAUCAGACCAGAAUUUUACAGGUGAAAAUUAUGCUCAGCUUCCAAACCCUGGUCAAUUCGGUUUCGGAUUAAGUAUUAUAGGCACACAGCAAAAUGGAAGUAAUCAUUGGGAUGCAAUGUUUUGGGUCGCUGGUCAAGUGAAAAAUUCUGAAGAAUGGAUCACAUUGGAUGCCGAUCCCUCUGAAUCGGAAGGAAUAUUUACAUUUGCUUUGGAAACGGAAUCUAAGCGCGGUGAAGUAAAACACAACAUCAAAUUAAUUGUAAACGGAAUAACGAAAGCUAAUGCAUUUGGAGUUACAUUCGGAGACAGUAUGAAAACCAUUUUAAGUACAUGGAACGAUAACGAGUAUGAACCAGCAAUAGAAAAUAUAUUUGAACCCUUUCGAUCGGAGAUGGUUGUGACAAAUGUCCUGAUUCCAACAGAUAAGGAUAAGUUAUGUUUACACGGUGCUGGGUUUUAUGAUGGAGAGAGUAGCAUUAAGGAAAUCUGGGUAGGAGUUACUGAUAAUGACAACUGUACAGACAGUAUAUCUCCAAUGCAACUUUAUCAGACAUUGUGUUUGCCAUGCGAAUUCGAGUGUUUGGAAGAUUGUUCGGAAACAUGUCAAUAUGAAGAAUUUGAUUUAAUUAGAAUCGACAUAACCGGUCUCAAGUUAUUGCCGACUUUAGCAUCUGCGAUAAACGGUUCUGAAUACGAAUUCCAGAUCGAACAGUCGCACACGUAUUACGUUACCAUCGAAGCUGUGAACUUUGCAGGACAGAAGUCCACAUCAAGAUCUAAUGCUAUCAUGGUGGACACGAGCCAUGCUGUGUGUGAGUACGUCAGGUGCUUAGAUCCCGAGAACAGCAUGGAGGAACCGACAGAGUAUAUAGGAUCCAACAACACGGUAGCAGCCUACUGGUCCUGUUUGGAUGCUGAGAGCGAGGUGUAUUCCUAUUCCGUCGGUAUUGGCUCGUCACCUGAUACUACGGACAUCUAUAAUAUGUCCGAUAUCGGCUUGGCGACGAAAAGUCAAAUAUUUCUUACGAAUGGAAACACCUUCAAUCAUGGAAGUAUGUAUUAUUUCAAUGUCUGGGCAUACAACGCAGCAGGAUCACCUGGCAAAUUCUCUUGUAAAUUCAAUGUCGAAUUGUAUCCUCCGGAUGUUGAGAACGUAACAACGAAGUCUUUAUUUGAAUACCAUCCUGCCGAUGUACGUGGAGAUCACAUUGUCAAUGUAUCAUUCACGGAGUUGGAAGAUUCUGUUGGUGUUGCUUGGAACAGUAUUGAAGAUGUCGCUGACAUAUAUGAAUGGGGUAUCGGAACAAGUGCAAACAAAUUCGACAUUCUUCCAAUGAUCAAAGUGGGCGUGUCAAAGGCAGGUCAGGCGGAGAUAGUUCAAGGUCAUGUCUGGUUCAAUCGUAUAAAUAUGAAUUCAACCGUAUCAAGUUUCCGGGACCAGCCAAACGACACAAUAGAGGGUUCCCUGUUCCUAUUGGAGCCAGGUCGUUGUCUCCAUCACUCGCUAGUAGCUGUUGGAAGAUCCCACCUGAAAAGUUCCAUUCCUAUAUCGCCUACAUGCAUAACAAGGCCUACUGAUUCCCGACUUUCGCUGAAUGAAAGUGGAAAAGCAAUACUUACCAUAAUGGCAAAUGGAAGUAUUCUGAGAUUUAAUUCAGGAUCGGAGAUGCCAGAUGAUAGCAAUGUAUUGAUUGAAAUGCAAGCACGACGCAGCGGCAUUAUGAUUGGCCAACUAAGUAAUGAUGACGUCACCAAAAAUUACGGAACAGAUGCAACAGACGAGUUUUCCCCUUCAAUUGUUGAUCCGAAGUCAACGAUUAAGUACACUUCAAGACUCCUUAAAAACAGAUUGCAAGAUUAUAAAGGACUUUCCUUCGUUGUGUCCCCAAUGCCACAGAUCGAGGCAGCUGACUUUGAGAUAACUAUCAGCAUUAAGAUAGACCCUAUGGAUUAUGACAAUGAUACAGUACCAGCUUUGGCUCUCUGGAACAACAUGGAUAACGGAUAUGGAAAAUGGCUGCAUGUGCAAGAGGAAUGUAACCCAAAAAGUAUCAGCAAUCUAGAAAAUCAGACAUAUCUGACCACGCAGGUGUGCCAUCAAACUGUUAUUAAUAAGGGUUUAGAUGAAAAUGCCAGGAGAAAACGUGACGUGUCAACAGAUUUGGCUAUUCUUACAUCACCCUAUCAGUUUGGACUAUUUCAGAUGCGUAGGGGUUGCGUCAAUACAGAGCCUACUAUUAUCACUAACGUUAUACACACCUUGGAAGACACUCCAGUCGUUCGUCACAAAUUGCUCUGGAAUGAUGCAGAAAACGAUACCUUAAUAUUCUCUGGCAAGAAACCAAGAUCAGGGCAAUUGGUUAUCACGAACGACGGUUACCUUACUUUUGUACCACCUGAAGAAUUUUCGGGACAAAUAGAAAUCGUAGUCGAGGCAGAGGAGACAACAAUCUGCAAUAAUCCCCACUCCUUGUCGAAAAUCAUCACGGUACACAUUACCAAUGUAGACGAUCCUCCUUUAAUAGGGUUCCUAUCGCACGAUAACAACUUCACUCUGGCGGACCAUUUGGAUGCUGAAAUAAUUAUUUUCCUGGAAGGAAACAACACCGAACUAUUCGCUGGUUCUCUAUUGAUGGCGGAUCCCGAUAUGAGAGAUAGUCUGAGAUUAAUCAGUCGGCGUUUGCUUCCAACAGACGCGGAACUUGUGGAGGAGGAAUCCGGCGAUCCCGUAGUACCGAACAAUACCUUUACUCCCAUCCAAAGUACGACGUAUAAACGUACAGAUUUUAAGCUGAAAACUGACGUUGAUUUCCACGGACACUUACAUUACCAAAUGGUAGGAAUGGACAAAGGCGGUCAGAUGACUGCUAGAAUUGAUGUACAUCUCUUCGUGCUUAUUUCCCCGUGUAACUAUGGGCGAUGUGCACAAACGGAUAUAGAAGCCAACCCAUGCAAUGACAGUGUUAGAGCUGUGAGCUUCGACGGUUAUAGUUGUGUUUGUGACGCUGGAUAUCGUAGUCAAUGGUGCAAUGAAGAAAUCGAUGAAUGUGCCGACGAUCCUUGUCCUCCUUUGUUCGACUGUACGGACCACGUCGCCUCCUACACAUGUGAUAUCAACGGUGGAUACCUAGCUGGCGUGCUCCUGUCUACUUGUGUAGUCGUAAUUGCAGUGUGUAUCUUGAUUGUCUACCGGUACAAAAAAUAUAAGAAGAAUUCAAUACACGACAGCAGCAUGUGGAGGUUGGAUGAUAAUGAAAAGUGGACACAGCGAUCAACAAGACAGCUACAUCCAAGUAUUGGAUCAACCUCAGCUAUAUUACUUCACUCAAAUUUAGUACCGAAUACAAGCACUGCCGAUCACACCGACCCUCAACAGGAUACCCCACUGUUAGAUUCGAAUCCGUUUGAAUCGGAACCCAGACCAAUGGAGCCUCUAAAAUCGGAAACAACUCCGUUGAAUCUGGACCUAGAUAAGUAG